CAAGUAGAUCAGAGUGCUGUGCUACACGGAGAGAAGCACUGUUUAGGAAUAUGUAUUCUAGGUGUUAUAGUUGACACGCUAUAGAGAAACAGGAUUUUCUUAACCAUCUUUUGGGGUUUAGAGGUAAGGGCAUUUGUAACUUGGAUUUAUUAGUUUCAGACAGACUGACAGGUAGUUAAAUGUUUAGGUUUAAUGCGAAGAAAGGUUCAGAGAAAGCAAAGUCCACUUGUAAUAUAGUCAAGUGUUUGUUAGUUACAGAAAAAUGACUGUCUCAUAAAUCCUGUUUCCUGACAUGCUGCUGAACUUUGAGCUGUUGGCACAUGAUAAUAUUGUCUGACAAAAGAGAGCUAUGAAUGAGCACCUGCUUAAAAUACUGAUUAUUGGUGAUGGAAAUGUUGGAAAAUCCUCGUUUUUGCAUCGCUACGUCAACGGACAGUUCAACAAGACGUAUAAGAUGACAAUGGGAGUGGAUUAUGCUGUGAAGCUGCUGCACUGGUCAGAUAAAGAAAAAGUCAGACUCCAACUGUGGGACAUCGCAGGCCAGGAACGUUUCAUAUCCAUGAACAGGGUCUAUUAUAAGGGUGCGCUGGGCUGUGUGGUGAUGUUUGACGUCACCAGCUCAGCCAGCUUCCUCAGCUGUCGCCAUUGGAAACGGGACCUUGACAACAAGGCCAUGCUUCCCAACGGAGAAUCCAUCCCCUGCAUCCUGCUGGCCAACAAGUGUGACCUCCCUCAGCGGGUCGUGCCCCCAGACAGCAUUGACAGGUUCAGUAAGGCCAACGGCUUCAUUGCCUGGAUGGAGAUUUCGGUCAAAGAGAACAAGAACGUUGGUGAAGCUAUGAGGAGAUUGGUGCAGGAGAUUUUGUCUGUGGAAUCUAGUCUUGAUUCGCUACAACCCAAACCUCAAGAAAUCGUUAAUCCUCAACUGGACUCGGUGUGCGACGGAGGAGCAGGAUGCUGCUGAAACACAAUCAAAAGGACAAGCAAACAGCCGGGACCCAAUCCUACACUCAAGUUGUUUCAAGGGCCACUGAACAAUGCACUUAACCCUCAAUUACUGAGGGAGGCUUUCUGCAAAUAGAAGAUGACAGUGGAAGCACCAGGAGAUGUCGAUGUAAGUGGGGUAUAUUGAUGCUGAGCAGAUCUUCAGUGUCCAUGUGUGAGCUGGCAGUGAUCUAAGAGGACACUUUAAGUGGGAUGAGGAAACAACACACGUGUUUCUCAUUUUGGACGUACGAAAACAAAUGAGUGUGAAAGCAACGCCACCGGUUUAACUGUCAAAAAGACUCAAUAAGGAUUCAUUAACUCUUUUUCUAGCCAAUUAAAGCCUGUUUCAGGAUCUAAAAUAAUUUGACGUAAACAUGCCCGGCCCCUGCACAACUGAAUUUAUAAAUAAAAUAUUUCUAAUGUUUUCCCCCCAA
Trematomus bernacchii (emerald rockcod) is the source of this 1421-nucleotide messenger RNA. Its product is annotated as ras-related protein Rab-7L1-like. The transcript is spliced from 5 exons. Gene Ontology annotation, molecular function: GTPase activity; GTP binding. Bases 350 to 964 code for a protein of 204 amino acids. NCBI's taxonomy places the organism in Eukaryota, Metazoa, Chordata, Actinopteri, Perciformes, Nototheniidae. The record is from RefSeq and is a predicted model, not a curated record. Gene Ontology annotation, biological process: vesicle-mediated transport. Gene Ontology annotation, cellular component: Golgi apparatus; vesicle; trans-Golgi network.